Trichoderma asperellum CBS 433.97 is the source of this 1605-nucleotide messenger RNA. NCBI's taxonomy places the organism in Eukaryota, Fungi, Ascomycota, Sordariomycetes, Hypocreales, Hypocreaceae. The record is from RefSeq and is a predicted model, not a curated record.
AUGUUAAUUAAUAUGCGGGCUAUUAUUGCGCUGGUCAAAUCACAUCGGAUUGACUGCAACCGGACGCUGCAAAAGGUGGCACUAUGGAGAUAUCUAGACCAGUGUUGGAAAUUCGCUAUGAGGGAUAGGGCUGCUUUGGGAGGCGUUGCGAUGCUUGCUCUCACCUAUCCACAGGAUUAUCCACACGUCUUCCCAGAGGCCGCCUACUCGCAUUCACGUUGCAGCUUGCUUUGUCACGAGUCGACCGACAGCCAUGACAACGCAAAGUUGCAGCAGCAGAUGCUGUGUUACCACCUCGCUUCGCCCGCGCAGCAUCCGGCCGAUGUUGGGCGACGUUUAGGUUCUAAGCGAGGACAAGGAGCUCUCGCCAAAGAGGCAAAAAGCAUGGAAUCAAGGAAAAAUAUCGUCCGCGCGGCCUACAUUCGCCUACAUGUAGAUGUGGCUAUGCUGCCGGACAUGUCGUCUGCUGCGAAUGCCACCAACAUCCAGCCAGCCAGCCAGCCGACAGAAGAGCAGAAUUCCGGAGCUCAAGCUAUCUUGCCUAUUCUAGGUAGCCCUCGCCCAGAGGGUGGGAAAUGCUCGGCAGCUGCAACAGCCGGCACCCGUAGCAGCCCCAUGCGCGCAUUCGUGGCAUCGGCACUGCAUUGCUUCGUCGUUGUAAACUGCCUGCCAUUCCAUGUGGUCUAUCCAGAAACGAAUGUGAUAGAUAACUCUGAGCGAUGGAUUGGCGCUUCGUGCGCGGUGCAGCACGGCCCCAGCGCUUUGAAUCGGGGGAUCUAUCUAAUCGGAACCAGCCCCGCGAUCCGCAUGCUUAGCAUGCGAGCCUCAGCAAGGGAGGCGCCGCGGCUGGCGACGGGAGAACAAGCUGGUCGGUUGGUUCGCGCUGGCUGGUUGGCUGCGAGAAAUGGCCGUUUUGUGUGUGUCCGUGUGCCUUUAAGUGUCUCCAACAAGCUAGUCCGUGUAAAAUGGCGGUUAGCAGAGAAUGCUGGUGACAGCAGACAGGCAUUUUGCUUGGACGCCCCCAGGCGCCCUGUUCUCAUCUAUCUGGAGCUGUGGGUGUGCGCCUGCAUCGUUUACGAGUCGUACGUCUACCUGCAUUACCUGCCUUAUGCUGGAAGCUACAUGGAUGUGGCAGAAUGGCCUGGUUCUGCAAAAUACGCCCGCCGCUGUCUGCAUGGCCUGGGACAAUGUGUGCAUGUGUGUGUAAAAAGCUCUGUAAAGCUGUUCACACGUGCCGCUGCCACUGCAGCACGCACUCACUUACAUGUGCAGAUGCAUGGAGUUGUCCAGACCCGGGAUAGUUCAUGCCACCAGUCUGCCAAGGUCCAUGCAAUUGAAUGCGAGGAUGCGUCUGCGUGCUGCACGCCUACCUUAAACGGGUCUCCCACUAUCCAUCCUCCAGUCCAAAAGGUUCCGGGCCCAAUACUAUCGGCAAGGCUAGAGGAGCAGGAGGAGCAGGAGGAGGAGAGAGACACAAGAAGAGGAGCAGAUGGUGUUCCCCUUUGUGUAGGAAUGGCCCCUCCAAAGGAAAAGCGAGGCGGGCAUUUCAGUCCCAGCCGAUUGGACAGUCCCUGUUACAGGCCGUUGUCGAUGCAACCUCCCUAG